Messenger RNA from Elgaria multicarinata webbii, 6079 nucleotides. RefSeq names its product protein kinase D3 (gene PRKD3). NCBI's taxonomy places the organism in Eukaryota, Metazoa, Chordata, Lepidosauria, Squamata, Anguidae. The transcript is spliced from 20 exons. Gene Ontology annotation, molecular function: protein serine/threonine kinase activity; ATP binding. The record is from RefSeq and is a predicted model, not a curated record. Gene Ontology annotation, biological process: protein phosphorylation. The coding region runs from base 1075 to 3747 and encodes 890 amino acids.
UUCGCGGCCCUCCUGUCCCAUCUCGGGCGGCUGAGGCUUCUCUUAGUGUGUGUAUCUGUGUGUGCUCGAAGUGGGAGCGGCGAUAAUGAGAUGCGUGUGAAACCGCCCAGUCCCGGGAGGAGACGGAGUUGCUCGGAGCCUUAAGAAAAAGGACUUUCUGAUCCCGAACCUGUCCUUCAAACAGCCUUUUGACCCAAAAGUUGCAACGUGUGUUCAACAGACUGGCCCUGGGAAAACGCACCCCUUCCCCCGGCCACAACUUCUCAGCCUGGCAACCUGUUGGGCCGCAAGAGAAUGAAGUCCAGAAGCCAAGGCCUCGAUCAUUUCUAAAGGCAGUACAUUACAGUUCAAAAUGCUGCAGACUACCACUGUGAAUCCAGCGCUUCUGUUCACUGUACUUUUAUUUGUCGAAAUUUUGUUCCUUCCUUUCGUAAGAUGAAUAUCUUCCAAAGAUGAAAACCUGAUCAUUGACGGUAACCUUAUUUUCUCAUCUCUGUUAAAUGCAACAAGAACUUCUAGAAACGGAAUAGAUUCAUCCAAGACAGAAUUUGUGAUCCAGGACAUUAUCCAUUUUUUAAAAAAACUGACAAGCAUAUUGGCAUAAAUUAUAACUGCAUGCAUGUUUUUGAAUUUUUCAGUGCAAUACAUCUAAGUUUGGCGUUUGAUACGUCUGCCACUGUCCUCCCCCCAAAGUCUAAAGUUGUCUCAAAAGUAGUGAAAUGAAGAGCUUGUGUGAAAAAACAAUGUCUAUUUCUGUUUCUGAAGAGAACAAUUUCAUAAUGAUGUAAGCCUCUCCCAACAUCUGGAUGUGGUGCUAAAGGCAAAGCAUUUUUGAUCAGCUGAUGUGAAGCUGUGCAAAGAGGACCUUUCAUUAAAAUAACUUCUGGCCAAAAUAAUCUUAAACAUCAUCAUGCACAAAAUGAAAAAGAAAAUGAAGAUGACUUAUAUAGGAGGACAUUUUCUUGAACUAUAAAAGGGAAACGUGAAAUUACACUUGCAACAUUGCAAGGUAAAGGAGGAAAAAACACAUUUAUUGACAGUUGGACAGUUUUUGACAGAUUUAAAUCAACUCAGAUGUCAUCAAACGAAUCUUCUCCUCCAUCCUUACAGAAGUUUUCCCCAUCUGUGUCCCAUGCUGCCGCUCCACCUACCCCUUCUUUAUCUUCAAGUCCUCAGUCUGGGCUCUCAGGCCGGCUGUCCAAUGGCAGCUUCAGCACACAAAGUCUCACCAACUCCAGGGGCUCUGUGCAUGGAAUCUCCUUCCUACUGCAGAUUGGUCUCACUCGCGAGACUGUUACAAUUGAGGCUCAAGAUAUCUCCCUUUCUGUUGUCAAAGACCUAGUGUGCUCUGUAGUUUAUCAAAAGUUUCCAGAGUGUGGGUUUUUUGGCAUGUAUGACAAAAUUCUCCUGUUCCGCCAUGACCUGAACUCAGAAAAUAUUUUACAGCGGAUUACGUCGGCUGAAGAGAUACGUGAAGGUGACCUUGUUGAGGUUGUUCUAUCGGCGUUGGCUACAGUUGAAGACUUCCAGAUUCGUCCUCACAUGCUUUACGUGCAUUCUUACAAGGCCCCCACUUUUUGUGACUAUUGUGGAGAGAUGCUUUGGGGCUUGGUACGGCAAGGGUUGAAAUGUGAAGGGUGUGGAUUGAACUACCAUAAGCGAUGUGCCUUCAAGAUCCCAAACAACUGCAGCGGAGUAAGAAAGAGGCGUUUAUCUAACGUGUCUUUGCCUGGAGCUUCACUUUCAGUCCCAAGAUCAGUACAAACUGAAUACACAGUCACUGCCACGGAAGAGCGUUGUCAUCCAGAGCCCAGUAAGAGGAUUCCUUCUUGGAGUGGGCGUCCAAUAUGGAUGGAAAAGAUGGUCCUCUGUCGGGUGAAGGUUCCACAUACCUUUGCUGUUCAUUCUUACGGUCGACCCACUAUAUGCCAGUACUGCAAACGGCUGCUCAAGGGCCUCUUUCGCCAAGGAAUGCAGUGUAAAGAUUGCAGAUUUAACUGUCACAAACGUUGUGCCUCUAAAGUACCUAAAGAUUGUCUUGGAGAAGUAGUGUUCAAUGGAGAACCGGCUAGUCCAGGUCAAGAUAUUGAUAUGCCAAUGGAGGUUGACAGCAGUGAAAUGAAUAGCGAUGGUGGUAGGGGCUUGGAUGAUGCGGAAGAACCCUCUCCUCCAGAAGACAAAAUGUUUUUUAUGGAUCCAGCAGAUCUCGAUGGAGACAAAGAUGAAGAGGCUGUCAAAACCAUCAGCCCAUCGGCGAGCAAUAAUAUUCCAUUAAUGAGGGUUGUGCAAUCAGUCAAGCACACAAAGAGAAAGAGCAGUACAAUGGUGAAGGAAGGAUGGAUGGUUCAUUAUACUAGCAGAGACAACCUGAGAAAAAGACAUUACUGGAGACUGGAUAGCAAAUGUCUUACGUUAUUUCAGAAUGAAUCUGGGACAAAGUAUUACAAGGAGAUUCCGCUUUCCGAAAUCCUCCAGGUGAUUCAACCACGGGAUUUCUCUAAUGUGGUGCAGGGCAGCAACCCUCACUGCUUUGAAAUAAUAACUGACACAAUGGUGUACUUUGUUGGUGAGAACAACGGCAGCAACCACCACAACCCCGUUUUAGCUGCUACUGGAGUUGGACUGGAUGUAGCACAGAGCUGGGAGAAAGCUAUUUGUCAGGCUUUGAUGCCGGUCACACCUCAGGCUAGCAUUUGCACUGCGGCAGGCCAAGGGAAAGAUCAUAAAGAAUUGUCCGUCAGCAUUUCUGUUUCAAAUUGCCAGAUCCAAGAAAAUGUGGAUAUCAGUUCGGUAUAUCAGAUCUUUGCUGAUGAGGUGCUUGGCUCUGGUCAGUUUGGAAUUGUGUAUGGAGGAAAACAUAGGAAGACCGGAAGGGAUGUGGCAAUUAAAGUCAUUGAUAAAAUGCGAUUCCCUACAAAACAGGAAAGUCAGCUGCGCAAUGAAGUGGCCAUUUUGCAGAAUUUGCACCACCCUGGGAUUGUAAACCUGGAAUGUAUGUUUGAAACUCCAGAAAGGGUUUUUGUUGUGAUGGAAAAACUUCAUGGAGAUAUGUUGGAGAUGAUUCUCUCCAGUGAGAAAAGCCGGCUUCCAGAAAGAAUCACCAAGUUCAUGGUCACCCAGAUACUUGUUGCUUUGAGGAAUUUACACUUCAAGAAUAUAGUGCACUGUGAUUUAAAACCUGAAAAUGUACUCUUAGCAUCAGCAGAGCCAUUUCCUCAAGUGAAGCUGUGUGAUUUUGGUUUUGCACGCAUUAUUGGUGAAAAGUCUUUCAGGAGGUCUGUGGUGGGAACCCCAGCUUAUCUUGCUCCGGAGGUGCUCAGGAGUAAGGGCUACAAUAGAUCCCUGGAUAUGUGGUCAGUUGGAGUCAUCAUCUAUGUGAGCCUUAGUGGUACAUUUCCAUUUAAUGAGGAUGAAGAUAUAAAUGACCAGAUCCAAAACGCAGCAUUUAUGUAUCCGCCAAAUCCCUGGAAGGAAAUAUCUAGUGAAGCUAUUGAUUUAAUAAACAAUUUGCUUCAAGUGAAGAUGAGAAAACGUUACAGUGUCGACAAAUCACUUAGUCACCCUUGGUUACAGGAUUAUCAAACUUGGCUUGACCUUCGGGAGUUUGAAACUCGCAUUGGAGAGCGUUACAUUACCCAUGAGAGUGAUGAUGCUCGCUGGGAAGAACAUGCAGAUGAACACCACCUUGUAUAUCCCAAACAUUUCAUUAUGGCCCCCAAUCCAGAUGAUAUGGAGGAAGACCCAUAAUUAUUCUCCAGGGAAAGGCACUUAAAUUAAAUCAAUACUGAUUUUUUUUUGAACCAAGUGUUGCCCUCUGUUCUCCAGGUGAUUCAGUCUGCAAAGCAUCGAAGGAUCCUGCAUCAGUUUGUGGACGGACUAGAUGAUCUGGAAAGUAAUUCUUUCUCUAGUUUCUACAACUAUGAAUGUGAUCCAGCACUGGGUUAAAAGCCAUGAAGUAUUUGUGUAACAUUGCCUUACUGGUACAUCACAGUGAUGUUACUGACAGAUGAAGUGCACAGAGACUUGAUGUUUGUGAAUUUUCCAAGUUUUUUGUAGUUUACACAAUAACAAAGCAAUUUUAAUGGUUUUCUAGUUCCUACCUAUUAAGCCAUAGAAUACUAUUUUCUAGUAUUUAGACACAUCUACUGGGAAGCUGUAAAGAAACCUGAAGUAUAUCAUGACAGACAGAAAAACCCUUGAUUUUUAAAACCCAUACAAAACACUGGUAGAAUAUUUAUUUAACAGGCAUGAUUUGGGAAAAAUAUAAAAGUGAAGGGAGUCCAUAAUGUUCACUGUUAGGACCUACAGCUUAAUUGCAGUCUUUUGAUACAUGGAAAGUCAUAGCAGUAAAAGUACUUCACAUUCCUCCUGAAUCUAGAUAUUCGGUGUUUUCACCCUUUCAGUUGUAUUAUGAGAGCAAUAAACAUGGUGGGUUAGUACUGUGUGGCAGAUGUUAGUGUGACUUUGGUUUGUAUAAAGGGCUUUGUGCCUUCGUUUGUCUGAGGGCCAAGAUUCAAUGAUGCGAUUUGCAUGCUACCAGAAGAAAAUGCUUCACUUGUCAUACCAGUUCCAUUUGCUAGACAUAAGCUGCUGUUUUGUUUAAAAAAUAACCUGUCUCUUCUGCAGUGGGAAUUGCUGUACCUAACACAAUAAAUUGAAGCUCCAACUGUAUAUACAGCUUUCUUGCAUGCACAUAUUACAUCUUUGCCCAGGCAAGUAGACUAGAGUGCAUGCCUAAGAUCUUGGAUAACUUAGCCUUCCACUGUGAAAGAACUAUUUGUAGCAGGAAGUUUAUGGUAGUAGAAAUGUCAGAUAUCUUUGUGGGGGGAAAAUGACUCUGUGUUGUUCACUUUUGGUUGGGAAGCAUGAUCUGUCUGCAGCAGUUGGGCCUAAAAGCAGCUUUCAAUUUUAGAAAGAAUAUGGUUAAGGAUUUAACUUUACUUAAUUUUCAGUUAAUUCAAGGAACUUUAGAGGAGGCCCCAGUGCAAUUUCCCCCACGUGGUUUUCCAGUUUGUUGUUGUGGAAAGGAGUUUGUUUCUUCGCUUCUCUUUUGCUUCUUUUAAACCUUGGAGACCACCAUAACCACUAGCAGCUUUUCUAUUGGCUACUGAUGAUUGGGGUGGGUAUGGUAUGGUAUUAACCUUUGCCUCCCACUUACUGGUUUUGUAUCACUUGACACAUCCUGCUGGCAAAGUGGGGAGGGGCAAACUGGAUUUAAUGCCUUCCUUCAGGCCACUCCCCACCCUUUCCCUGUUGGUGGAUCUCUAGAACAAAGGCAGCUGCAUCAACAGUAGUUAGGGAUAAGGAAGGGAUGGGGAAGAGUGUCUGCCUCCAUUCUUUCUCCUUGUCCCAUAGAUCCAUUUGAAUGGCACUCGGCUUGAUGAUGCAGUUGCCUUCCACUUAAAUGAUCUACUGGAAGAGACGGGAUGGGAAGUGGCUUGGAGGAAAGCCUGAAGGCUGACUUCCCCAUUUCCUUCUCUCCUACCAGUGGGUCUGCUUAUGAGUAAGUGCCUCUUGUGUGAUACACACAGUUCUCAAUUACAGAUGAGGACAUGCAGAUUGGCAAUCGCUAUUUAGUCUAAAGGAUAUGAGCAGUACUAUGUUUUAUGGAUUUAAAAUCAACAUGACCAAUUAAUUUUAACCCCCCCCCCCAAUGAAUAUACAAACACAAAUGAGCCCAAGUUAUUAUGUAUUCCAUGACUACAGUAUUAGUUAUUUGUUGUUGGCUGAAUAGUCUGUUACAGGUCCUGUCGGUUCUGUUGCUUUGCACCUGCUUUUCUCAUUUCUGCUGUCUUGACUAUUUACUUUUCUUCCUCCUCCUCCAGAUCUGUCAUCAGCAUGUUCUUUCCUUCUCCAGUUGUCAACAACUAACUUAUUUAUCCCUUGUCCUGCAUUCUAUAAUGCCACAAGUGUUUUCUGUGAAUUGUAAAGAGCAGGACUGGAAUAAAGCAGAAGGGAUAUCUUGAAAAUAGCACUUCCCCCCACCCCCAAUAAGGAAUGGUCCAGUGCAUACAUAGCUUAAGUUGGGUUAGAUCAAUUCUUCUAUGAUUUCUAUAGUCCAGAUUUCUAACCAGACACC